Molecule: messenger RNA, 2761 nt
Organism: Eriocheir sinensis (Chinese mitten crab)
Lineage: Eukaryota; Metazoa; Arthropoda; Malacostraca; Decapoda; Varunidae
Product: protein SpAN-like
Exons: 17
Coding region: 22-2514 (830 amino acids)
Biological process (GO): proteolysis
Molecular function (GO): zinc ion binding; metalloendopeptidase activity
Source: RefSeq, a predicted model, not a curated record
UCCGGGGAUCGUUAGGAGAAGAUGGGCCGUCACAUGUAUUGGCUGGCAUUUGCCUUCUGCACCCUCGCUCUUGCUUCCGCGAAGGACGAGGAGCGCGCGGCGACUCCAAUCAUUCUUGACGACGAGGAGCGCGCGGCGACUCCAAUCAUUCUUGACGGGAGUGAUGACAAAGGCCACGAGGGACCGGAUGGCAAAGCAGAAAUGAGAGAUCUGACACGAGACUUCAUGGAAACCAAUCCUAGUGUUGUGAACGGCCACCAAGUCUUUGAAGGAGACAUGGUCUUGACGGAGAGCCAGUGGCGAGCGGUCAGGGAGAGGAAGGCCCUUGCAGACCUCUCUGCGCGCUGGCCUGAACAGGGCGGCUUCCCCACCGUGCCCUACUACCUCGAUACUACCGAUUCCGUCACUGUGGCUGCCAUAAAUGCAGGGAUUGCUCACUGGGAGCAAAACACCUGCAUCAGAUUCCAGCUCACGUCCAACCUCGCUCAACGGCACGUCAGGUUUUUUGAAGGGUCUGGAUGCUGGUCGUAUGUCGGCAUGCUGGCUCAGAAUGGACAAGACAUUUCCAUUGGAAGUGGCUGCAAAGAACUCGGCACCGUCGCCCAUGAGAUCGGCCACGCCAUUGGGUUCGUGCACGAGCAGAGUCGCCCCGACCGUGACGACUAUGUGGUCAUCAAUUAUGGCAACAUCCAAACUGGCAAGGAAAACAACUUCAAUAAGUACAGCACGUCAGUGGUCAACACCUACGGCAUACCAUACGACUACUCAUCCGACAUGCACUAUGGUUCUACAGGCUUCACCAACAACGGCCAGACGACCAUCGCCACCCUAUAUCCCUUGGCGCAGGAGCUCAUCGGCCAGCGCACGGGACUCUCUCACAGGGACAUACUAUUGGCCAACACCAUGUACGGCUGCAUCGAUAAGUGGCUUGCUGCUUGCGGAGUGGACGCCGACCCCUGCCAGAACGGCGGGUUUUAUGGAGAAGGCUGCGCUUGUGUGUGUCCCUCGGGCACCUCAGGGGCCAACUGUGAGACGGUGACGGGAGACUACUACGACGAGUUGACGAAUUCCUGCACUGAGAAAGUAACUCAGGAAGGCACCCUCACCUCGCCGGGCUAUCCAAGCAACUACCCAAAGAUCCAGUGCGUCAAGUGGAUUGUAGCUCCCGCAUGCCACGUGCCCAGAGUGACCUUCUCAGACUUUAACCUGUACGGAGAGAAUCCCUACUGCGGAUCGACUACAGAGACGUGCUGCUACUUUGAUGGCCUGGAGAUCAGAACCGACAACUUGUACAACGGUGAAGUGUAUUGUGGCACGGACAUCACUGCAGGCCAGACCUUCACUGGAACCGGUCAAGAGAUGGUUUUAUACUUCAGGGCGAUAAAUAAUAAUAUUCGCAGGGGAUGGUCUGCCCAACUCACCUUUGUGCCGCAACCGGGAUGCACAACCACCACUGCAGAAACCUCCACCACCACCACCACCAUAGCAACAACAACCACCACUACAGAACCCACCACCACCACCACCACAGCAACAACCACCACUACAGAACCCACCACCACAGCAACAACCACCACUACAGAACCCACCACCACAGCAACAACCACCACUACAGAACCCACCACCACCACCACCACAGCAACAACCACCACUACAGAACCCACCACCACAGCAACAACCACCACUACAGAACCCACCACCACAGCAACAAUCACCACUACAGAACCCACCACCACAGCAACAACCACCACUACAGAACCCACCACCACCACUACAGAACCCACCACCACCACAGCAACAACCACCACCACCACCACCAGCCCACUACCACCUAGAUGUUUAAUUCAGGCUGUCAACGGAGUGUUCUACUGGUCCUCCCCCGGCUUCGGCAUCACCAACUACCCGAAUAACUUCAACUGCGCAGUGCGAGGGUUUUCGACGAGAUCCAUGUUGACGCUGAAACUGGAAACGUUCACGCUGCAGAGAGCCAAGAGAAGGAGAUGCGUGGAUGGCGUCGAGUUAACAUUCUUGUACAAUCGAACGAGAACGUUGUGUGGAUCUCGAUCAGGGAGAGUUUUUACUUCGCCAUCUUUCAAUUUCAACGCGAGAUUCUUCACCAACCCCAGGAGGACAUAUCAGGGCUACAACAUCUCCUUCACGCCUGCAACCACAAGUUGUCACCAGAUAAUCACGGCAGCUGUUGGUCAGACUGGCACAAUAACUUCCCCUCCAGCAGAAAAAUACUGCGAAUACCGAAUCCAGGCUCCUUCUGGAAGUCGCGUGCAGGUUGACGAAGUUACAUCUAGGAUUAGAGGGACAAGGAACUGUGCAAUUGACUGGCUUCUGCUGAACGGGAGGAGUGAGAGGAUGUACCCGCCAGACACCAGCUUAAUUAUCUGCGGCAAGAGGGUAGUGUCUUCACCUCUGACAUCCGAGACCAAUGAGAUGUACGCAGCUUAUCAAGGCACCAGCAGGAGAAGCCGCGGUGUCACUAUCAAGUAUACCGUCAUCUAAGUCAAACGUUCCUUGAUUUUCUCGCUCACUCCGUGGACGAUGCAAUCACUACUCCAAUGUAUCUGUACGGGCACGAAUUCAUUAUUACACCUGCAACCCUUUCAGUUUACCUCUUGCCCACGAUGUUUCUUUGUUUAAAAUCAUAUCACUGGUAAGCCAAGUCAGCUGAUAAAACUUAAACGAGGAACAGUAGCAUCCUUAUAGUGUUCUACAAUACCGCCCCAAGAAAAUAAAUAUAUGCAGCAGC